Closterium sp. NIES-65 is the source of this 456-nucleotide messenger RNA. The record is from the annotation of a GenBank genome assembly. Lineage: Eukaryota; Viridiplantae; Streptophyta; Zygnematophyceae; Desmidiales; Closteriaceae.
AUGGUGUUUCUCACUACUCCCCGUCUUCUCAUUCCCCCACCUUCCCCCCCUUACCCCCCUAUCCCCCCUUUCCCCCCCUUCCCCCCCAUCCCCCCCCUUCCCCCUGUCCCCACCUCCUCCCCCUCAACACCAGCCAGCCAUUUUCCCCUUGCUUACCUGACUCCCUCUCUCCCGCACUCCCUUUUCCCUUCCUUUACUCCCAGCUCUCCCCAUUCCUGCCCGCGGCUCCUUCUCCGCCCCCCAUUCCUCUCUCCCCCUCCUCCCCCUCCCUCCCCACGAUCAGAAAUUAUGUGUGCGCUGCAAUCCUUUGAGGCCCCCCAGAAUAUACCGGUGACCGCCAUUGUCACAGGAGUCAUCUCCCUCAUCCUCGCUAUAGGCUACCUUGCUUUGGUGCAGCUGCUCGACUCCAGAGGGCUGCAGAUGCUGCCUCCCCCACCUGAAGCCUUUGGCCCCUGA